Messenger RNA from Solea solea (common sole), 3816 nucleotides. RefSeq names its product E3 ubiquitin/ISG15 ligase TRIM25-like. Lineage: Eukaryota; Metazoa; Chordata; Actinopteri; Pleuronectiformes; Soleidae. The coding region runs from base 1 to 1146 and encodes 381 amino acids. The transcript has a single exon. Gene Ontology annotation, molecular function: zinc ion binding. The record is from RefSeq and is a predicted model, not a curated record.
AUGGCAGGAGUUCAGCUGCACAGAGAAACCUUCUCUUGUUCCAUCUGUUUGGAUCUUCUGAAGGUUCCGGUGACUCUUACCUGGGGACACAGCUUCUGUAUGGACUGUAUUAAAGACCACUGGGACUCAGAGGAGCAGAAGAGGAUCUACAGCUGCCCUCAGUGUAGAGAGCUCUUCAUGCCGAGGUCUGAACUGAAGAAAAACACCAUGUUAGCAGAUUUAGUGGAGGAGCUGAAGAAGACUGGUCUCCACGCUGCUCCUGCUGAUCACUGCUAUGCUGGAGCUGACGAUGUGGCCUGUGAUGUCUGCACUGGCAGGAAACUGAAAGCUUUCAAGUCCUGUUUGGUUUGUUUGGCCUCUUACUGUGAGGAACAUCUCCAGCCUCAUCAUCAAUCACCUGCAUUUAAGAAACACAAGCUGGUGGAGCCGUCCAAGAACCUCCAGGAGAACAUUUGCCCUCGUCACGACGAGGUGAUGAAGAUGUUCUGCCGCACUGAUCAGCAGUGUAUCUGUUAUCUCUGCUCUGUGGACCAACAUAAAGACCACGACAUGGUCACAGCUGCAGCAGUGAGGACGGAGAAGCAGAGAGAGCUGGAUCUGAGUCGAGAAGAAGUCCAGCAGAGACUCCAGGACAGAGACAGAGACGUGAAGGUGCUUCAACAGGAGAGGAAGACUCUCAGUCUAUCUGCUGGUAAAGCCAUGAAGGACACAGACGAGGUCUUCACCGAGAUGACGCGUCUCCUGCAGAAGAGAAGCUCUGACGUGAAGCAGCAGAUCAGAUCCAAGCUGGAAACUGAGGUGAGACGAGUCACAGAUGCAGAGGAGAAGCUUCAGCAGGAGAUCACUGAGCUGAAGAAGAGAGAAGCUGAACUGAAGCAGCUCUCACUCACACACGACCACAACCAGUUUCUCCUCAACUACUUCUCACUGUCAGCACUCAGUCCAUCCACACACUCGUCCACCAUCAACGUCCGUCCUCUGAGACACUUUGAGGACGUGACAGCGGCUGUGGCAAAGUUCAGAGGUCAACUGCAGGAUGUCCUGACCGAGACGUGGGCAAACAUUUCACUGGCUGUGACUCAAGUCGAUGUUUUACUGACAGAACCAGAACCAAAGACCAGAGCUGAAUUCUUUAGAUAUUCAUAGGAAAUCAAACUGGAUCCAAACACAGUAAACACACGUCUGUUAUUAUCUGAGGGAAACAGAAAAGUGACAGUAACUUGUGAAGAUCAGUCUUAUCCUUGUCACACAGACAGAUUCACUGAUUAUUAUCAGGUCCUGAGUAAAGAGAGUCUGACUGCACGUUGUUACUGGGAGGUGGAGUGGACGGGAGGAGGUUGUGUAGCAGUGACGUACAAGAACAUCAGCAGAUCAUGUUCAGAUGAAUGUGCAUUUGGAUACGAUGAUAAAUCUUGGGCUUUAGAUUUUUACCAAAACUAUUUUCAGUUUGGUCACAACAGAAUCUGGACUCAAGUCUCACAUGGUUUGUCCUCCAGAGUGGGAGUUUACCUAGACCACAGAGCAGGUCUUCUGUCCUUCUACAGAGUCUCUGACACCAUGUCUCUGCUCCACAGAGUCCAGACCACGUUCACUCAGCCUCUCUAUGCUGGAGUUUAUCUUUAUCCUUCACCUGGAGACACAGCUGAGUUCUGUAAACUCAAAUAAACUCGAGUUAUUUCUGUUUGGUCGAUGUUUGACCGAAUCUGAUUUUUUUUUGUGUGAGGAAUAAUAUUCAGAUGAAUGAGUCUCACAGAGACACAGCGUUAGAAAUGCUGAGCGAGCAAAACCACUGUGGCUGACGCACACAUGCUAACAUGCGAUGUAUUUAUUGUUUGUUUUUUACCAUAAUUAUGCACAAAAAAUCCAAAGACCGUCAUGAGCAACAUCGCCCAGCUCCUGAUUAAAACAUGAUUUGAGAUGUGUAUAUUACAUAUAUAUAUUAUAAAUGUGACCCGCCACGAGUAAACCAGCAAAAAGUGGGCCCGGCACAAACCGAGUGUACAAUGAAAAUUGAUGUUUCUUUUUGUGUGAUUUUCGUUUGCAAGGUGAAGUUUCGAAGAAGCAACUGCAUGUUUCAAAUCACAGUAUUGUGGGUCUUAAAACCAUAAACUUUGUAUUUGAAUUAAGGUUGUACUUCACCAGUUUGCAUUUAGCUUUGUAUUAGCUUUCCCCUGGGUCGAGAAAUAGCUUCAGUGUUUUUUGUUACGUGCACACCAGUGACACUUGGGCCGAGGCUUGGAACUACAACACUAAUUCUGCACUUUUUAGAGCCACUCGUAGGGGGACGGGACCUCACUCCCUCAUCCAACGGAACUGUAUCGCUAAUGCGUUAGCAUUUAAGCUAGUGGACUUUAUCACUAACGAGGUAUCAUUUAAGAUAGCGGACUGUAUUGCUAAUGUGUUAGCAUUUAAGAUAGCACACUUUAUCGCUAAUGUGUUAGCAUUUAAGAAAGCACACUUUAUCGCUAAUGCGGUAUAAUUUAAGCUAGCACACUUUAUCGCUAAUCCAUUAGCAUUUAAGCUCGAAGCUUCAUCGUGGCAAACUUUCUCCAGAGCUUAUGAACAACAAAUGAAAGGGUUAUUUCAGAAAAGGAGCAGCACAUGAGAAUAACUGGACACCUUGAGGUGAACAUACACAUCUGAACAUCUGCUGUUAAUAUGAAUAACAAACCAACCCAGUGUACAUUACCUCUCUUGUUUUAUAUUCAUGUUUCAUUUUAUUUUUCUCUGGGAACCCUCUGAGACCUCUUCAUAGAACCCUCGGGGUCUGUAGACCUGUUAUUGAUAAACGUGAUGUCACUGAUGUCACUGACAGCUUAGACCAGGAGGGGGUUGGGUUAUGGAAAUGUGAUGAUUCUGUCUCUGUAAAUCAUUCAAACGGCCACAUCGUCUUCAAAUAUUUAUAUAUUUCAGAUUUCCAUGUGUAGAAAGUUUAGAAAUCACACUUUGGGGAUUUGUAAAUAACUCCAAAUAGAGCAUUCACCAUACACCAUUCAUUCUUGUUCACUCCCUGCCGGAGUGGGAGUGGUUUGAGGAAGAUAAGAAUAAGAUAAAACUUUAUUAGUCCUGCAGUGAGGACAUUUACAACAUGGACCUUUGUUCAGACGAUGUUUGACGUUGGCGUUUUAUCGCCAAUGUUUUUCUUCUCACUUUGUAAAGACACAAAUCUUUAAUCACAUUUAACGUUUGAAAGAAGACACGUCGUUGUUUUUCUGUAUGGAAAUGUUUCCCAUGAUAAUCCACGAGGAGGUGAUUUAAAAAAACAUGAUAAUCCACUGUUGAUGAUUUUAUUAUGUCACCAUGUUCUCAUCGUUUAAACCAGGGGUGUCAAACGUACGGCCUGCGGGCCCAGAACCGGCCCACCAGAAGGUAUAAUCCGGCCCAUGCAAUGAAUUUGGGAAAAAAUACGAUAUUUCUCAGUUCCAGAUAUCUGUGACUAAAUGUUUUGUGCCUUCAUCGUUUUGGUCCAUAAAAUGUCAGAAGACGUUAAAAAAUGUUGAUCAGUGUUUGUCAAACCUGGAAAUGAUGAUUUUGUCCACAAACCAAAGAAAAAGAAAAUCUUGUUUUAAUCAUGAAAAAAGCUUCAAAUCGAUUAUCAAAAUAGUUGACGAUUCAUUUAAUAAUCGAUUCAUGGAGUAAUUGUUUCAGCUCUAUUCAUAAAUUGUAACGCACAUGUGUCAAUGGUAAACUUAGGCAUUAUAUUACGUUUCUCCUCACGUUCAUAAUGUGUUUUUUAAAAAGAUAGAGUUCUUGUUAUUAUUGCUCUGUAUGUUUGACACCUCUGGUUUUAACAAACCACGUUAUUCUUUUCUUUUA